CAUUUAGCUACAGCCAUGUCGAGGUUGGGCAAGAUAGAGGAGUUUGACGCCAAGGUUCAGACGUUCGAUUCGUACUUGGAGCGUUUCGAGCACUUUGUCAGUGCGAAUGACAUAGCUCAAGAGAAGAAACUCUCAGUAUUUUUGACAGUGAUCGGGGCGGAAGCAUAUGAAGUACUCAAGAAUUUGGUUGUACCAUCACUUCCUGGGGAGAAGACUUUUGAUGAAGUCAAGGUUCUAUUGAAAAACCAUUACAGCCCCCCGAUAUCAAUCAUAGCUGAGAGGUGCAGGUUUAACCGCAGGGUUCAGCUUGAGCACGAAAGUGUAGAAGACUUUAUCAUUGAGAUAAAGCAUUUGGCUCGGAAAUGUGAUUUUGGGUCCUUUCUUAAAGACGCUAUGCGUGACAGGCUUGUGGCAGGAAUCCGCAGCGAAGACAUUCAAAGGGCUCUAUUCACAGAAGAAAACCUGGGCUUUGAAAGUGCUUGCAAAAUUGCUCUUGCGCGAGAGCUAGCAGCCAAGCAAACAGCAAUAUUGCAAGCAGGAGGGACAAACUCGGCUGUAAAUGCCCUCAAAUAUGAAGUGAACUCGGCUACUCAAAAGAAAAGAUCAAUGCAGCAGAAUGAGAACAAAAAGACCAAGUGUUGUUGUUGUGGUAAGGCGCAUGACUUCAACAACUGCUGGUACAAGAACUAUAAAUGCAACCGGUGCUCUCAAGUAGGUCAUCUGCAGAAAAUGUGCCCAAGAAAGGCUCUACACAAAAGAACGCAUAUCGUGUCGGAAUCAUCCAGUGAAGAUGAGCACACGAUGUACGCGUGCCACGAUUCAUCUGGCAAGAAGAAGGGCUACAUAGUUACCAUGACCAUAUAA
Messenger RNA from Rhipicephalus sanguineus (brown dog tick), 864 nucleotides. RefSeq lists its product as uncharacterized. Bases 16 to 864 code for a protein of 282 amino acids. Lineage: Eukaryota; Metazoa; Arthropoda; Arachnida; Ixodida; Ixodidae. The record is from RefSeq and is a predicted model, not a curated record. Gene Ontology annotation, molecular function: nucleic acid binding; zinc ion binding. The transcript has a single exon.